This is a messenger RNA of Uloborus diversus, 767 nucleotides long. RefSeq names its product ras-related protein Rab-4B. Gene Ontology annotation, molecular function: GTPase activity; GTP binding. The record is from RefSeq and is a predicted model, not a curated record. NCBI's taxonomy places the organism in Eukaryota, Metazoa, Arthropoda, Arachnida, Araneae, Uloboridae. Gene Ontology annotation, biological process: Rab protein signal transduction; regulation of endocytosis. Gene Ontology annotation, cellular component: endosome. The coding region runs from base 237 to 767 and encodes 176 amino acids. The transcript is spliced from 7 exons.
UUACAGAGUAAUUUUGUUUCAUUUAUACAGGAUUUAAAAAUUACUCGCCCAAGUUUGGAACUUUUAUCCAUCAUUAAUAAGUUUUCUUCUGUACAUUUGCUGCGCAAUGGCAGUAACGUCAAAUCAAUUUGGGAUGUAAUGGUGCUUCGCGAUGUUUACAACGAGUUAAAGUAAAAUUUUAUUGCUGGAAAUAGUUUGCAAUCUAUGGUGCUCUUACAUAUGUUAUAACAAGGAAAAUGUCAGAAACUUACGAUUUUCUCUUUAAAUUUCUUGUCAUUGGGAGUGCUGGUACUGGAAAAUCAUGUCUGCUGCAUCAGUUUAUUGAAAGCAAAUUCAAAGCGGAUUCAAACCAUACUAUUGGAGUAGAAUUUGGGUCAAAAGUUGUGAAUAUUGGAGGAAAAUCAGUUAAGCUUCAAAUCUGGGACACUGCUGGACAAGAAAGAUUCAGAUCUGUUACCAGGAGUUACUACAGAGGGGCUGCAGGUGCCUUACUUGUAUAUGAUAUCACUAGCCGCGAGUCUUACAAUUCGCUGUCCAACUGGCUUGUUGAUGCUAGAACACUUGCAAGUCCGAAUAUUGCUGUUCUCCUUGUGGGUAACAAAAAGGAUUUGGAAGAAGAUAGAGAAGUGACAUUUUUAGAAGCAAGCAGAUUUGCCCAAGAAAAUGAGCUGAUGUUUCUGGAAACUAGCGCUCUAACUGGUGAGAAUGUAGAAGAGGCAUUUUUGAAGUGUUCUAAGACCAUUUUGGCUAAGAUUGAAGCUGUGUGA